AUUUAGGAUUGUAGACUGUGACUUACUGUAAAUAUGCGACCUGUGCACAGGGCAGUGGUCUCGCCCUGCAUGCGCGCGCUCCCCGUCAGUUGUCUAGGGCACGCGAGACUGCGCGCGUGCUGCAGAUGAAACUUGAAGAAGCUGCAGAAAGUUUGGAGUUAACACUAAUGUCAUCCAGACGGGACGAGCCUGGACUCACCGUGACGAGACAUGAACACCGUGAAGAUGUUGGCGCUGCCUCUUCUCAUCACUUUACUGCACAGUCCUCUCUGUCUGUCAGUGACAGUGAGCAGCAGUAAACCCAAAGUGGAGGUCCACGAGCACACAGAUGCUGUGCUGUCCUGUGAGUUCAGGACGGAGAAAGAUCAGAACCCUCGAAUCGAGUGGAAGAAGAAAGGAAAGGCGGUGACGUUUGUCUACUUUAAUCACAAAUUUACAAGUUCUUAUGCAGAACGAGCAAUGAUGGAGGGAGCGACUCUGACGAUACACUCUGUGACUCAGAAAGACUCGGGGGAAUACCGCUGCGAGGUGACUGCCAGCGAGGACCACGUCAACCUCGGAGAGGCGACUGUGACCCUCAAUGUGCUCGUGCCUCCUCACAUCCCGUCCUGCGAGGUGCCGAGCUCUGUGUUCGUGGGCUCCGGCCUGGAGCUUCUCUGUAAGGACAAACUCAGCGUGCCUCCUGCCACCUACCGCUGGUACAAAGACAACAGGGCUCUGACGGCAUCAGUAGACACGCCAUACAGCGUCGACACAAACAAGGGCACGCUGAAGUUUAGGAGUGUGUCCAAAACAGACACAGGGAUGUACCGCUGUGAGUCCUCCAACAGCGUGGGGGCGCCCAAGAGCUGUGUGGCCCAGCAGCUGAAAGUUGUUGAAUAUCCUUUGAAUAUGACGAUUUUGAUAGCAGGUGCUGCAGGUUUUCUGGCGCUCCUCCUUUUCUGCUGCAUCUGUGUGUGCGUGUGCCGACGCCGAGGCUGCUGCAAGAAGAGCAAGAAAACAAAAAGCACCAAGUCCUACAACCCGCCUCCUCCUCCUCCUCCUCCCAUCCGCAACAUCAAACACUACAAACAAACUCAGUCCUUCAUGAUCUGAGGGGGAAACACUUCAAACCAUGCAGAAUGGAAAGUGAACACUUAUUGAUGAACACACAGGAGAGUCACUCACACGUUGCAUUGCUCUUGGAUGACUCCUCGCUCCUUUCUGGGAUGGAAAGAUCUUCAGAUAAUGACAAAAACAGGGUAAAAACGAGACUGCAAAAAAUCCUGUUGCUUCAUAAACACUGGCAUCUAUGCAUGUUUGGAAGUUUAAUAUCUACUAUUAACUCACAGUACUGUAACUUCAGGGUUUAACACUUUUAAAAAUGUUUCAUUAUCAUAUUUUUUGCGUGUCAACACCUUUAAAUAAUCGUAUUUUUCCAACUCUUUUCUAAGACUUUAUUUUCAGCACUUCAGUGAAGUCAAGCUUUAGCUCUCUUGUGCCACCUAUAGGCAAGUUACCGUUACUCAUCCACACUGAUUAUCACAAAUAAUGUAUAGAUUGUAUCCUUCUUAUUGCCUUUCAUUUAUAUUCAGAUGCAGAGAUGUUUUUUAUAUAUAAGGUUAUUUUUGUUGUGUUUUAUAUAUUUCUAAGAGAACAUGUUUGUGUGUUAAUCUUUGGCUGUUUACGUUUAAAUAAUGUGAAUUUAGCUACAAAUGAACGGGUGUCUGCACACACUGAAUGGUGCUUUGGAAACUUUUAAAGCUUUGAUAGUAUUUUGAUGAGUGUAUCUGUUGUUUAAUAAAGAAAUGUGAAGAAAAAAAAUUUAGUUAAUUGGCCUUUGGUGGUACAAAGCCAGGCAGAGGAGUGGAGAAAUCAACAUCUGUUAAAAGUAUCUUUGAACAACCAGCAAAAAGAUGAAGAAUACACUGUUUGAUGUUUAGUGUGUGUCUCGGGCUCCUUAAUGAUUUAUUGAAUUUAUUGAAGAAGUAUUCAGAUCCCUUACUUAAGAAAAGGUACUAAUACCACACUGUGAAAUUACUUCACUACAAGUAAAAGUCCUGCAUUUAAAACCUACUUUACUUCAGUAAAAGGACAAACGUAUCAGCAUCAAUGUACUUAAAGUAUCAGAAGUAAAAGUACUCGUUAUGCAGAAUGACCCCAAUCAGAUUGUUAAAUAUAUUUCAAAUAUAUUAUUGGAUUAUUAUUACUAUUGAUGCAUUUAUGUAAGUAGUUUUUUACUGUUGUCAAUGCAGGGUUUUGAGUAUUUGAUAUGCGAUAUGUGGUUUAAUUUAAAA
This is a messenger RNA of Centropristis striata (black sea bass), 2276 nucleotides long. RefSeq names its product junctional adhesion molecule 2b (gene jam2b). The record is from RefSeq and is a predicted model, not a curated record. The transcript is spliced from 11 exons. Bases 211 to 1095 code for a protein of 294 amino acids. Gene Ontology annotation, biological process: leukocyte tethering or rolling. Gene Ontology annotation, cellular component: cell surface; tight junction; protein complex involved in cell adhesion. NCBI's taxonomy places the organism in Eukaryota, Metazoa, Chordata, Actinopteri, Perciformes, Serranidae.